AUGGGCAGCGCUAAGGAGCCCGAGGGGCUGCAGGUGCUGAGCCUCCAGGCCAGGGCUGAGGACGCCUGUGAGCCCAGUGCCAGCUCCCCUGGCUGCCCAGCGGCAGGCGAGUGCCUGCCCGGCUCCGGCUGUGCUGCGGGAGCCCGUUCCAUGAGGACCUGCUGUGUGCCUGAGGCAGAGUCUCAGGGCACCAAGGCCAGCUCAGUGACAGAGAAGAAGGUGCCAUCACCAGCAGGACCAGCUCCUGGCACACUUCUCCAGGACACCAGCACAGAGCAGAGUGUGGCAGUAGCAACAGGGAGCUGCGAAGAACCAAGUGGUGCUGCCCCUGCCUGUGGUCCCACAGGGAUGGGGGUUCCCAACACCCAGAAGGAGGAUGCAGCCCCCACUUCCCCUGUGCCUGAUCCCUGCCUACAGGCAACCAGCAAGGACCUGGAGAACACACCAGCUCUUGCCAAACAUGUGGCAUUCGUGGAGCCCACUGCAAGCAUCGGGACAACUGAGCUUCCAAGCCAGGAGCAGCCCCAGGACAACAAAGGCACAUCCCUGGGUGCUGCUCCUCAGACAAAGAGCAGUGAGGCUCCCAAGAACCCCCAGGGAGGCACAGCUGAUCCCCCCAGCAGCAGCAAUGCGGGUACUGGGGGCCGAAGUGAGGCAGGACCAAGCUCCACUGCUGUGGGCCAGGGCAAAGCCAAGGGGAGCUCAGCCCGGGAUGUGGGUGCUGGGAGCAGCCAGCAGCCCCAAACAGCCAAGCAGCUCUGUGAAUCCUACUCCUUUGAAGUGAGCCCACUCCAGGACGCUGGGACACAAGACACGGGGACACAAGUGGACAGCCGUGUGUCCCUGGUGUCAGUGGCCUUAAGCCCCAUGAGCCCACCGUGUGGGGCUGCUGCCUUCACCUUCCCCAAGAGAGAGACAGCCCCUGCAGCCCCACGCCUCGAGCCCUCCAAGAAGGACGCGGAGAUGCAGGUGUCCAUGCCUGUGGAGACUCGCUCAGUGGCCACUGGGCCGAUGACACCAGUGGCCAAGUCCCCGCAGACCUCGUAUCCUGAGGUGCAGGUGAAGGGGACGGUGCCGGAGGUGGUGGAGGAGGAGCCUCCGGAGCCCAUCCGGGAGGUGAGCUGGGAUGAGAAGGGGAUGACGUGGGAGGUGUAUGGGGCCUCCAUGGAGGUGGAGGUCCUGGGCAUGGCCAUCCAAAAGCACCUGGAGAAGCAGAUUGAGGAACACGGGCGGCAGGUGGUGGUGACCCCGCAGACCACCCGCACUGGCUCCCUCAAGGGAGGGCCCCGCAAAGGCGAGGCCAAGAGGCAGCCCAGCGUCUUUCGGGCUCUGCUGCAGAACGUCCGGCGGCCCCGGUGCUGCUCCCGUGCUGGCCCUGCCAUGGAGUGA
Messenger RNA from Pseudopodoces humilis (Tibetan ground-tit), 1389 nucleotides. The record is from RefSeq and is a predicted model, not a curated record. Lineage: Eukaryota; Metazoa; Chordata; Aves; Passeriformes; Paridae.